Molecule: messenger RNA, 2122 nt
Organism: Colletotrichum scovillei
Lineage: Eukaryota; Fungi; Ascomycota; Sordariomycetes; Glomerellales; Glomerellaceae
Product: mannan polymerase II complex ANP1 subunit
Exons: 5
Coding region: 288-1856 (522 amino acids)
Biological process (GO): protein N-linked glycosylation; cell wall mannoprotein biosynthetic process
Cellular component (GO): mannan polymerase complex
Molecular function (GO): alpha-1,6-mannosyltransferase activity
Source: RefSeq, a predicted model, not a curated record
GUCGACGCUCCCUUAACCUACCUGACCCAUCCCAUAUUAUCCUCCUCAAGACGCAUUGUCAUCCGUCAUCGCGAUCGCGGCCUUCAUACCUUUCGACAACUUGACACGUUCGCUGCUCGAGCCGCACUUUCCAGCCAACCGACCACAGCACUCGCUCCCCCUGGUUUUAGAUGCUCUCCUCUGCUUAAUCUUCACGACUCCCAAGGGCUGGGCGAGGUGCUUCAUUGCUGUACAAUUCUCCACCCUCACCUCGGGACCGGGAAUUCGACUUCCACCCAGUGCCCUGGAUGUUGCCUUCUUAUUCUUCCUCAGCCUCCAAGGUGGUGCCGCGGCAUCAUGCGAGUGGUUACUCCAAUGGAUAUCCAAGGGGGAACACGUUCGAGAUCUCCCCCCAUAGAUACCAACCACGAGCCUCAACACCCGCGAAUCGUCGUCGUCAGCGUCUAGUAACCCGCCUCAUCAUUGUCGCCGUCGUCGCCAUCUUCUUUCUCGUCUUCGUCUGGCCGGGAGCCUCCCUGACUUCCAUCUUCUCCCUCGGCCUGCUGUCCGCCAGCAGCGACUUGCAAUUGGAAACAGUGCGAUACUACGAUCUCAGCAAUGUGCAGGGGACUGCUAGGGGAUGGGAGCGGGAGGAGCGCAUUCUUCUCUGCGUCCCUCUGAGAGACGCCGAGUCACAUCUGUCCAUGUUCGCCUCCCAUCUGCGCAACUUCACCUACCCCCACCACCUCAUCGACCUUGCCUUCCUGGUCUCCGACUCCAAGGACCGCACCCUACAGGUUCUCAACGAUAUGCUGGAGGAGAUUCAGGCCGACGAGGACCCCAAACAACCUUACGGCGAGAUCUCCAUCAUCGAAAAGGAUUUUGGACAAAAGGUCAACCAGGAUGUCGAGAGUCGUCACGGAUUCGCGGCACAGGCGAGCCGAAGGAAGUUGAUGGCCCAGGCCCGUAACUGGCUACUCAGUGCCGCCCUGCGGCCAUACCAUUCCUGGGUGUACUGGCGCGACGUUGACGUCGAAACCGCCCCAUUCACCAUCCUCGAAGAUCUCAUGCGUCACAACAAGGACGUGAUUGUGCCAAAUGUUUGGCGACCUUUGCCCGAUUGGCUCGGCGGAGAGCAGCCGUAUGAUCUCAACUCAUGGCAGGAAUCAGAAACGGCGCUAGCUCUCGCGGACACUUUGGACGAAGAUGCCGUGAUCGUUGAAGGUUACGCCGAGUAUGCAACUUGGCGACCGCAUUUGGCAUACCUGCGAGACCCGUAUGGCGACCCUGAUAUGGAGAUGGAGAUUGAUGGAGUGGGCGGCGUCAGUAUUCUUGCCAAGGCCAAGGUCUUCCGGUCUGGAGUACACUUCCCAGCUUUUAGUUUCGAGAAGCACGCUGAGACGGAAGGAUUCGGAAAGAUGGCGAAGCGCAUGGAAUACUCUGUUGUCGGUCUGCCGCACUACACGAUCUGGCAUCUUUACGAGCCUAGUGUUGACGACAUCAAGCACAUGGAGGAAAUGGAGCAGGAGAGGCUUGCUAGCCAAAAAGAGGAAGAAGAAAAGGCCGAAAAGGCUAAGAAGGUCAAAGAGCAGUUCGGCGAUGCCAGCAGCCAGUGGGAGAAGGACAAGACUGAUAUGCAAAACCUCGUCGUCGGAGAGAAGAAGAAAGAGACGAAGGGCACCAAGGAAGACACCAAGGAGGUCGCCAAGGAGGGCAAGGAGGCCAAGUCGCCCAAAGAUGCCGACAGCAAGCAAGCGGAUACAAACAAGAAGGCCGCAGCAGUAGACAAGAAGGAUGCAGAAGGCAAGUCAGACAAGCCGGCAAAAAAGGAAAAGGACGGAAACGGCGCAGCAUUCGCCAAGAAGGCUGAGAGCUGAGGAGGAUAAAUCUAGUAGGACGACUCCCUACCGUCGAACAUUGCUGGGUUCUGUAGCUGUUCUUGAUGAACAAGUAUCGGUACGCAGUUUGCCACCAGCAGACAGCUUGUGCAAUCGAUACACGGGGAUAAAAAGCAGAGUCGAGCCGUGUUGUCAACUUUUGUUGUACACUAGGAUAUCUGCCACCGGAUGGUCUGGAACAAGGGGAUGUUGUAGGAAGGCGUUGAUUUAUCUUGGGGCCCAAAGACACGGGCAACGCAUCGGGC